UUGAAUGUCAACUCAACUCUUUCUAUACUAUGAAUGCUACAUUAUAUAUUCAGAUAUUUUCUUGCCGUUGAAGAUCUGUUUGGUUCAAUAUCCUGAUACUUUUUGGGAUCUGGAGUUCUGGGGCUUUGUUGUCUUCUCUCUCUCUCUUUUUUAUUUUGGUAUCAGUUGGUUUCAGUUUCUGGUCUCAGAACUUUGUGUAUAAAUUCCUUGAAAUCCCUGAAACUGUAUUGGGUCCUGUUUAGUUUGUGUUUGUCUUUUCAACAUUCAUGUUUUUUAGGAUUUUGUAGAUAAUAUUAUUCUUUGGAAUCUGGAAACAGUUUAAGAUUUGUGUUUCUGGGUUUUGCUCCUUUUUAACUUAAUGGGGUAUUCACUAAUCUUUGCUACUUGCUUUUUGUCUCUUUUAUUUAGUCCUUGUCUAUGUUCUUAUUUGGGUGAUCAAAAGAAAGACAAAAUCAAUGGGUUACCUGGUCAACCAGGAAAUGUUGAUUUUAAUCAGUACUCAGGUUAUAUAACUGUAAACCAACAAGCUGGGAGGGCUUUGUUUUAUUGGUUGAUAGAGUCACCGGCUAGUCGUGGAGCUCAGUCAAGACCACUUGUUUUGUGGCUCAAUGGAGGUCCCGGUUGCUCCUCUGUUGCCUAUGGAGCAUCCGAAGAGAUUGGACCUUUUCACAUUAGGCCAGAUGGGAAGACGCUUUACUUGAAUCGUUAUGCUUGGAACAAGUUGGCAAACUUGCUGUUCCUUGAAUCUCCAGCUGGUGUUGGUUUUUCGUAUACAAAUACUAGUUCAGAUCUGUACACUGCUGGUGAUCAGAGAACAGCUGAAGAUGCAUAUGCCUUUCUUGUUAAUUGGUUUGAACGGUUCCCACAGUACAAGCACAGAGAUUUCUACAUUGCUGGGGAAAACCACAAUUACACCUUUUACUUAAAAUUGAUUCAUGUGAGGCAAGCAAAAUCUCAACAGAUCUAA
This is a messenger RNA of Pistacia vera, 967 nucleotides long. RefSeq names its product serine carboxypeptidase-like 27. NCBI's taxonomy places the organism in Eukaryota, Viridiplantae, Streptophyta, Magnoliopsida, Sapindales, Anacardiaceae. Gene Ontology annotation, molecular function: serine-type carboxypeptidase activity. Gene Ontology annotation, biological process: proteolysis. The coding region runs from base 359 to 967 and encodes 202 amino acids. Gene Ontology annotation, cellular component: vacuole. The transcript is spliced from 3 exons. The record is from RefSeq and is a predicted model, not a curated record.